This is a messenger RNA of Toxotes jaculatrix (banded archerfish), 1471 nucleotides long. Its product is annotated as E3 ubiquitin-protein ligase RNF19A-like. The record is from RefSeq and is a predicted model, not a curated record. The transcript has 6 exons. NCBI's taxonomy places the organism in Eukaryota, Metazoa, Chordata, Actinopteri, Toxotidae. Bases 153 to 989 code for a protein of 278 amino acids.
CCAAAAGUACCGAGAGCUGAGUUUGAGCGAAAUAAUCGGACUUUGCGUAGUCUAAGGUGCGGACGCGGCGCUUCCUGGUGAGAAUAACGAAGAGUAAAAGGGAAGUCCUAAAAUCUGCAGAGAGACGAGCUGUCACACCGAGGAGAACCAACAUGAGCAAACUGGGGCAAGAAGAGGUGGAGAAGCAUUAUGACCCACUAGAUAAAACCCUGACGUUUGUUGACAGAAAGGAUGACCUGGAUCCACUGUUUUCAGAGGAUGGCGAUGGCGUUCUCAAAGCACAGAUGUCCUGCGGCCACGCCGUCACCCCCGAGUCUCUAACACAGUGGUGUCGCAGUCAGCUGGAUGAGGGGAAUUACAGAUUCCGAUGCCCUGCAGUGGUGGAGGGAACCAAACUGUGCAAUAAACAGUGGCCGUACCAAGAAGUGCGCAGACUGGCUGAUUUGUCUGUUGAGGAAAUGCAGCACUUUGAAGAUACCGUGGCCCGCCUGGCUGCUGCAGAAUACUGUGAGAUUCAGCCGGUAAGUGGUCCGUGCCCACAGUGCAAAACAAAUGUGGAGAGGAAGGAUCUCUCCAACCUGUGUGUGAAGUGCACCAUAUGCACAGCUGAUCAGAAGAAGACCUGCCAGUUCUGCUGGCAGUGUCAUAAGCCGUGGAAAGGUAAAGGCCCUCGAUCUGACCGCUGCGACAACGACGGCUGUAUCAACCGGGACCUGGAGCUUCUACAGACCUGUAAAACCAUCAUCCUGCCUGAGGUGGAGGGCGUCACCAGCUGCCCCUCUGUCCGAGUCUGUCCCACAUGUGGCAUGAAGGUGGAGCAUAGCCAGCAAUACUGCAAAAAUAUCACCUGUCCUCGCUGCCAGGUGGAGUUCUGUUUUGUCUGCCUGAAACUAAAGCGUGAAUGCUCCAAGACCAGUUCACCAUACAAAAUCUGUCCUAGUGGUGUGGCCCCUAGACAGACCUCUAUCCCGGUAUGGAACAGAAAAUAAAAAAAAAGAUAUAUAUAUAUCAUAUAUAUUUAUAUCUAUAUUGAUAUAGAUAUAGAUAGAUAGAGAGAUGAAAACUAAUGAAAGAAAUCAACAAUAAGAAAAUCUAAAUCUAAAUACACAUUUACUUGUGGUCCUACUCUGCCUCCCUGUGGUCAAUCUGGAAGGUCUGGUUUUAUUGUUCUCUGGGUGCAAAUCACCAUGUGUUGAUAACUUUAUUGUAAAUUCUGUCUGUGUGACAUGAUAUUUUUUAAUUGAAAAAAGUUUGUUUAGAUUUCAGAACCUGUUUAGAAAUCUUUUUAUUACUCACUAUAUUUAUUACCAGCGCAGAGCAGGUCGCGUUUUCACCCGUGUCUCUUUGUUGGUUGGUCGUUUGUUUGUCAGCAGGAUUAUGCAAAAUGUUCUGAAUCCAUUUGCACUGAACUUGGUGGAGGAGUGUGAUAUGGGACAUGGAAGAACCUAUUAAACUUUGGGUCAGAUCUGGA